Molecule: messenger RNA, 8756 nt
Organism: Doryrhamphus excisus (bluestripe pipefish)
Lineage: Eukaryota; Metazoa; Chordata; Actinopteri; Syngnathiformes; Syngnathidae
Source: RefSeq, a predicted model, not a curated record
GUACAAACUCAAAACAAACAAGUAUGACCGCUGCUGUCUCCUGGAGUAACGGUUUGCUUUGAAACUCUUGUUAUUUGCCAAUUGACAACUAGUAAAUAAGUGUGGGCUUGUAAUGUAGUCACGAUGAAAAAUGUACAGUGACAAAUGAUUCCAUACUCGUUCGACAACGUUAUUGGAGCUAACUGAAGCCAUGAUGUUGCAAUUGUAUUAAUGUCUAACAUGACGUCAUGGGGACAUUUUGGUAGAACCAUUAUUCCCUUACAGUUGUUCAUUGUUCUUAAUGAUCUGCAGGUCUUUCACAGUGUUUGGAAUGUAUUUCAGGAGCUUGUGGGUGCCAGUUGCAAUUAAUGCUAUAGAAUGGGAAUGAGCGGACAGCCUCCAUAACCGUCAUUGUUAGAACAGAGCAACACACCAAUGAAUAUGAAACAUGGGUUCCCCUUUUUUACUGAUUGCAGGACUGCUGAUGGAGUGUCUGCAGAGAUGAUGAGUUGAAGUAUCUGUCAACAACAGCCAUGUCUGUUCAGUGCAUUCUGCGCUGCACCGCCAGGCUGGAAAGAAAACAUGUGGCGACACAUCUCUUCCAGUUGAGAGCUCUGUCAGGGGCAGAUGCUGUCAACGCCCUCCGACCCUUUUACUUUGCUGUCCAUCCUGACUUUUUUGGUCAGCAUCCCAUCGAACGGGAAGUGAAUGAAAAUUCCUUAAAGAGAUUAAACGGUUAUUUGGAAAACCUACAGAAGCCUGGCUCUUGUUCCGUUCAACCCAUGAAGCUCACUUUUUAUGUAAGAGACACAAAGGACAGCAGCGAUGUGCAGCAAGAUCUUCCCACCUCUGGCUUCCGUUCAGUCACCUUUGUCCUGCAUACAAAUGAUGUUCUAAGCACGGUGACAAAUGUGUUGAAGUCCUGCAGUCUGCCCGUGGAGCACAUGAAAGCACUGGAAUCACUUUCUCACGCUUCCAAAAGUCCAUCCGGAGGGACCAUUCCGUUUUACAGACCCAUUAAGUGGGAUAAGAGCUACUACACCUUCACUGGCUUCAGAGACCCGGAGCAGGAGCGACACCAGGCCACCAGAGUUGAACCCACUCUCAGCUCUUGGCUUCAAAACAACGAGUCCGAGGCGACAAAGAAGCACAACGAUAGUCUUCCUCGGCGAGAAGAACUGAAACGGUUGAAGAAGGAACUGUGCCGCAAAUUUGACCUGGCUGACAUCAGGUGGCAGCGCAGCUGGGGCGUCACCCACAGGUGCUCUCAGCUUCAGAGCCUGAGUCGAUUGUCUGUGCAGAACCUGGAAGCCAUGACCAACCUACAAGGUCACACCGUCAUAUUUGCUGACCAAUCGGGGAUGAACGCCUCCGGACACGUUAUGUUGGGAACAAUGGAUGUUCAUCAUCAGUGGACCAAACUCUUUGAGCAUCUUCCCAGCUACUGCCUCCUGCAGCAGCAGACCGAGUGGCUGAAGGAGAGGAUCAGCCUCCUCCUCGGUGGGACUCGGGUUGUUCACAUAGAGAGGCUGGGACCAGUCCAACCCGUCAUCGAACUCUACCGCACCCUCAACACCUUCCACAGCCGUCUCAUUUCCCGGCGGCUUAGUCUACACCCCAGAAGUCUGGAGGGACUCACCAUGAUCCUGGAGAAGGAGUGGUCUAGUCCCAGUCUUCAUGAGAUGGGGCACUUCAUCAUACCUGCCAACUGUGACCUUCCCAACCUACAGGCCUUCCUCCAGAACCAUGCCUCCAAGGCCAGACAACAAACUCGGUGUACAAAUCUGGUGCAGGUUGCUGGCCGAGGAAGACGCUGUAAUGAAGCUGUGUCUCCAGAGUCUUUCUCUCCGGACUCUGUCCAAGGAGCCUAGCGUCACCUCCAGUCAGAUGAUUCUAUGCUGUAAAAGGCUGUUGGACCGGCGCUCGCCCCUCAUGCAGGGCCUACAUGUCCGUGUUUCCCAUUUCUAUUCCGUGAUGCAAGAUGGAGACCUCUGUAUCCCCUGGGACUGGAAAGGUUGAGUCCGUCCGUCCACGAGGUUACACCAUUUGUGAAAAUCAUGUUGGUUUUCAAGAAACGUUUCACGGUAUGACCAUGUGUGAAACACAAGCACUUUAUUCUUGAAGUCAAGAAGGAGCCAUGUCAGUGUUGAAAGCAAACAAAGAUGGCCAGUAAAAUAAUAAUGAUUGUGUUCAGGUUGCUGACUCGCUGCUAAAUGACAUGCCACGGGGCCAAAGAAAGUUGCAGUUUGAUUAGGAAAGUGAGAAACGGUAUUGAAUUGAACAAAGUACGAAGGUGGCAUCCCCUCCCCUUGCCGCUCUCUUCUCCUCGCCGUCUUUGCCAUCAAGAGUCUUCACUGAAGGUAAAAGUCAUGUUACAGGUUUUUAAGAUUUUUGGUAGUUUUAUGGGGAAAUUGCUUUAUUUUUUGUGUGUUUUGGUAGAACCUUUUGGAACAGAUUUGUCACUCCCUGUGUGGGUUCCCAGGUGACAGUUUGUGUAUCUUCACUGUCUGGGCUUUGGUUUCCGUUUUGGACACUCUUAUUUUGUAUUGAACUUCCUGUGUUCCCGUGUCUGCCUUGGUUGUCCUUAUUUCCCACACCUGUCCCUAAUUUGUCCUGUCUAUUUAUAGUUCAGGUGUGUGCUUCUCUCCGUGUGGGAUCAUUAUCGUUUGUCCGUUGCUUUAUUAAUCUUACCGCUAUUAUUGCACGCAAUAAACAUUUUUAACUGCAUUUGGUCCUGCUCUCUGCAUCCUGGGGUCGCACCGCAAAGCAAUCGAGACCGAUCUUGACAGAAUGAUCCCACGCGAGGAGAAGCACACACCUGAACUAAAUAGAAAAAAGAAAUUAGGAAGACCAACCAAGGAAGACACGGGAAAACAGGAAGUCCAAUACAAAAUAAGAGUGUCCAAAACGGAAACCAAAGCCCAAACAGGGAACAUAGACUAAACCAGGGGUGCUCACACUUUUUCAGCAUGCGAGCUACUUUUAAAAUGACCGAGUCAAAAUGAUCUACCCACUACAAAAAUGCAAAACAUCUAUUUAUUUUCAAAUGUAUUGAGGAUUAUUUGUACGUACAAUGUAUGUUGAUGUACCUUACAUAACCAAAUGAGCCAAUAUUGCAAAACACACAUAAUUAACUAUUAACAUUUUUUGUAAUUACCUGAGUUUACUUUGAUGACUUGCACUGAAUUGAACCAGCCAGGGAUGCAUAGUCCGGACAGUAGCUGCUGAUAGCCAGCCUCAAGCACACUUCCAAAUGUUUAUCAGUCAUGGAUAAUAUCCGUAUCAUAAUAUCCGUAUAAUAUUCCAUAUCCGUAUGGAAGUGAUAUGUUUUUUGCCUUUUUACUUGGUCCAGUUUUUGCCUUUUUACUUGGUCCAGCUCCUUCACUCAUUUUAGUGACCAUAAACUUUAGCGAGGGCUUAAAAUCUCGCAAUUCGCCGACUAGCUUAGCACUUUGCAUCGUUGUUUACGCAUGAGCGGUGACCUAAAGGUCAAAAUUCAGUUGUCAUCUGACUGGUUGUCCUGUAUGUCAAUCAAGUAACGGGGAUGGAUGAUAGGCUGACAUUGUAAGUUCUGCUGCACUUAGAGACGUUGUUUGAUUUGAUUGGUCGCCCGAAGGGCAACAUUCAGUUGUCAUCUGAAUGGCUGCCCUGUAUAUCAAUCAAGUGACGGCAUUGAUGCUGGGAUGAUAUUUUUUUAAUGUCACGCCGCGAUCGACCAGCGAUCGACCGGUAGAUCGCGAUCGACUUAAUGAGCACCCCUGGACUAAACUGUCACCUGGGAACCCACACAGGGUUAACCCACAUAAGAUUAACAGAGCAGGGCUCUACAUUAAAAACAAAAAUGACUUGCCCAUGGGGAAUCCUUAAGGUGAGAACUACUUGCCCGAAUAUGCUGAUAAUUCAUCAGAUAAUAGUACUGAUGCAUUGUAUAUGGAGGAAUGUCUGAAACGUAUGUUAACAUGGCAUGCCAUACUACCUUACACAUGGUAGUCGUAGUAAGCAGUGAUAUUUAUAAGUUGUGCACCACAAUGAAACAUUAUUGAAUAUACCAGGGGUGGGCAAACUUUUUCCGGGGGGGGCAGACUAUAUAUUUUACACGUAACAGUCCACCUGGUAUUAUUGUAUCUGUAAAAUUGUCAUGCAAUCUGCUAUUAUUAUUUAUUAUUUUAUAUUUAUAUUUAAAUAUUUUAAAAAUAAUAAAAUAUUAUAAUAAUUAAAAUAAAAUUAAAAUAAUAAUUAUAUUAUUAUUAUUAUUAUUAUGUAAAAUAUGCAAAUAUAACAAUACUAUUAUAUAUAAUUAGCAUAAUAAUUAGACUAUAUAUUUUACACGUAACAGUCCACCUGGUAGUAUUGUAUCUGUAAAAUUGUCAUGCAAUCUGCUAUUAUUAUUUAUUAUUUUAUAUUUAUAUUAAAAUAUUUUAAAAAUAAUAAAAUAUUAUAAUAAUUAAAAUAAAAUUAAAAUAAUAAUUAUUAUAUUAUUAUUAUGUAAAAUAUGCAAAUAUAACAAUAUUAGUAUAUAUAAAAUUAAUAUAAUAAUUAGCAUUAAUAUAAUAAAUAUAAUAAUCAUAAUAGUUAUAAUAAUAAUAAUAUAAUAAUUAUUAUUUUAAUUUUUAUUAUUAUUAUGUGCUUGUGUCUCUUUUCAGGAGCACUUUGUAAACAACAGACCAUGUCAAACAACGAAAUUGAUACAACCAUCAAAAGGUUGGCUCAGGCCAUGAUGCCAGGUUGUAUGUUGAGUUUAAAUGAAAUACUUUGGAAAGAUUGGGCGGGCCGUAUUCAAACACUUGGCGGGCCGCAUGUGGCCCCCGGGCCGUAGUUUGCCCACCCCUGGAAUAGACACAUUUGUGCACUAGUAAAGUGUUUUGAAUCCAGAAAAAAAAUGCUCAAUUUGUCAAACAAUAAUUUGUGAAGCAAAGGUGAGAAAAAUCCAGCGAGAAAUGGAAGCGCUAGAUUUUGUAGCUUGUGCAAAAUCAGCACUUGGUAUUGGAUCUAAUGGGUGGUGUUUCAUUGUGACCACUUCAAAUUGUCACAGCAAUGUGAUUCACUCACCUGUGCCAUCAUUUGAUUUGCUGCCGCUAAUAAAAUACUUGUUUAGGAGGCACUGCUUCAUCACUUUUUGCUCUUUUCCUUCACAAGUUGUUGAAGAAUUAGACCAUGUUGGCAGGGACGCCAUGAUAGAUGUUUUCCUAGUCAAACCAUCGCUCAUUGGUUGAUCGCCAACAAGAACGGGUGUGGGUAAAACGCGAUUCUGAUUGGUCCAUUUCAAGAUUUGCAAGGAUUGGUUUGCAAAUUACCACCGGAAUUACGCAGUCCGUGUUUUACCAACACCCAACAAGAACCGCUUUUAAAAAAACUCUUGGCAGUAUAGCAUGCCAAAGUGCAUUUGCCCGACGGGAAUAUCACUGAUUGGAUUUACUUGCCCCAAUUGUGUUUUAACUUGCCCCGGGCCAUCGGUACAUCGUUAUUGUCGAGCCCUGCAGAAGUACCACUGUAUAUUAUAUAUUCCAGUUUGGCACACAACUGGUCGUGCAUUGAAAAACACGUUUAUUACACACAGUACUACAGUAAUCCCUCAUUUAUGGCGGUUAAUUGAUUCCAGACACCACCAUGAUAAGUGAAAUUUGUAUUUUUGGAGUUAGAGCAAACAUGUUUAUAACUUUCUAAAAACGUGUUUUAACAUUAUUAGAGCCAUGUAGGCGUCUAGGCGCAGCCAAGUUGUUGAAGGAGUCCGGUUCGGGGGCCUUAGGAUCUCAUCUCUGCUAUUUACAGAUGAUGUGGUUCUUAUGGCUUCUUCAGGCUGUGACCUUCAGCGUUUACUGGGACGGUUUGCAUCUGAGUGUGAAGCGUCUGGGAUGAGACUCGGUACCUCCAAAUCAGAGGCCAUGGUUCUCGGUCGGAAAAGGGUGGAGUGCUCCCUCCGGGUUGGGAAUGAGGUCCUGCCCCAGAUGGAGGAGUUUAAGUAUCUCGGGGUCUUGUUUACGAAAGUGGGAGCAUGAGGUCCACAGACGGAUCGGUGCAGCCUCGGCAGUAAUGCGGUCGCUGUACCGGACCGUCGUGAUGAAAAGAGAGCUGAACCGGAAGCCAAAGAUCUCAACUUACCGGUGGAUCUAUGUUCCCACCCUCACCUAUGGUCAUGAGCUUUGGGUCAUGACCGAAAGAACAAGAUGGCGGAUACAGGCGGCUGAAAUGAGUUUCCUCCGUAGGGUAGCUGGACUCACCCUAAGAGAUGAGGUGAGGAGCUCAGUCAUCCGGGAGGGGCUCCGAGUAGAGCCACUUCUCCUUCACAUCAAGAGGAGUCAGUUGAGGUGGCUCAGGCAUCUAGUCCGGAUGCCUCCCGGACGCCUCCCUGGUGAGGUGUACCAGCCGGGGGCAGACCUAGGACACGCUGUAGGGAUUAUGUCUCACAGCUGGCCUGGGAACGCCUUGAUGUCCUCCCGGUGGAGCUGGAGGAGGUGGCCGGGGAUCGGGACGUCUGCGCUUCCCUACUAAGACUGCGACCCGGACCCGGAUAAGCGGAGCAAAAUGGAUGGAUGGAUGGAGAGCCAUGUAGGCAUGUAAUAACACUCCUAUUACCCAACAUACAUUCGUUCAUUUUCUACCGCUUAUCCUCACGAGGGUCGCUGGAGCCUAUACCAGCUGUCUUUGGGUGAGAGGCAGGGUACACCCUGGACUGGUGGCCAGCCAAUCACAGGGCACAUAUAGACAAACAACCAUUCACACUCAUAUUCAUACCUAUGGACAAUUUGGAGUGGCUAAUUAACCUAGCAUGUUUUUGGAAUGUGGGAGGAAACCGGAGUACCCGGAGAAAACCCACGCAUGAACUCCACACAGAGAUGGCCGAGGGUGGGAUUGAACUCGGUUCUCCUGGCUGUUAGGUCUGCGCGCUAACCACUCCACCGCCGUGCAGCCCUAUUACCGAACAUUCAUUCAUUCAUUUUCUACCGCUUUUCCUCACGAGGGUCGUGGGGGGUUCUGGAGCCUAUCCCAGCUGUCUUCGGGCGUAAGGCGGGGUACACCCUGGACUGGUGGCCAGCCAAUCACAGGGCACAUAUAGACAAACAACCAUUCACACUCACAUUCAUACCUAUGGACAAUUUGGAGUGGCCAAUUAACCUAGCAUGUUUUUGGAAUGUGGGAGGAAACCGGAGUACCCGGAGAAAACCCACGCAUGCACGGGGAGAACAUGCAAACUCCACACAGAGAUGCCCGAGGGUGGGAUUGAACUGCUGAUUGAUAGCUGCUGAUAGCCAGGCUCACGCACACUUCCAAAUGUUUAUCAGUCAUGGAUAAUAUCCGUAUCAUAAUAUCCGUAUAAUAUUCCAUAUCCGUAUGGAAGUGAUAUGUUUUUUGCCUUUUUACUUGGUCCAGCUCCUUCACUCAUUUUAGUGACCAUAAACUUUAGCGAGGGCUUAAAAUCUCGCAAUUCGCCGACUAGCUUAGCACUUUGCAUCGUUGUUUACGCAUGAGCGGUGACCUAAAGGUCAAAAUUCAGUUGUCAUCUGAUUGGUUGUCCUGUAUGUCAAUCAAGUAACGGGGAUGGAUGAUAGGCUGACAUCGUAAGUUCUGCUGCACUUAGAGACGUCGUUUGAUUUGAUUGGUCGCCCGAAGGGCAACAUUCAGUUGUCAUCUGAAUGGCUGCCCUGUAUAUCAAUCAAGUGACGGCAUUGAUGCUGGGAUGAUAUUUUUUUAAUGUCACGCCGCGAUCGACCAGCGAUCGACCAGUACCACCUCCGCGAUCGACCGGUAGAUCGCGAUCGACUUAAUGAGCACCCCUGCCUUAUACAGAUGUGAUCACAAUCUUAAGACCAGGUGAAAAAAAAAGGUAGAAUUGACAUUUUGCACAUUUGAAUUCUAAUACGGUUUUAAGUAGAGCUACAAAGUACAAAAAGCUCUUUGAAAAAGUCAUUUAUUGAAAACAACUAUUAAAGUGAAAUAGGCCUUAUUAUCAGCUGAUCAAACAAUAAAUCUGUUUAUUAUCAACUCCUAUGGAGUUGGGUUCACAGCUAGUGGAACAAACUGGAAAUCCUAAGCACUCGGGAGUGUGACAAACCACAGCGGAGUGGGUGUGGCUGGAGGCUGGAGGCGGGCCGUAGGUGGAAUACAUUAAUACAGACCGUUACAGCUGGAAUAGGUGCAGAUUCUGGAAGAUCGAGAAAGCUUUCUGCGCGGGUUAUUUUGUGUAGCUGCUCUACAGGAGUCCACAACUCAAUACAAAAGGCCCAAAAUGAGCAUAAUAGGACCCAAGUAUUGCAUAAAUACAUACAAGGUACCGAAAGUUUUGAUGACUUUGGACUUGACUCCACAAUAUCAUCAAAUACUUGAAAUUCGACUCUGAUGACUAUGUAAAUACUCGAAAUUAUGUGUGAAAGUGUGUGUAGUAUAAUGUGUCCCCAAACCUCUGCCAGAUUGUGGUAAGACUUACUAACAUCUUUCUGACAAGAAACAUUCACUUUUAAUAAAAGUCGUUUUCUUGAAAGGUAGUGUUACUCAAGUACGGCUGUUGUGUACUUCAUCACUACUGACUUUGAAUCAUUUAUUACUGCCACUCAGGAGGUUUGUUAUGUUUUUGCCAGUGUUUGUUUGUUUGUUUUUGUUCAAAAUAACUUCAAAAGUUCUGAAUGGAUUUGAGUGAAAUUUUCAGAUUGCUUUUAUAGUUAUUAUCCCAUAUUUCCACACAAUAAGUAAGAUAUGGUAGAACCAGAGAAAACAACUUUAAUUGUUGUUUUCAAUAAAUUACUUUUUCAACGUGUUUUUUGUCUCGGUCCACCUUCUUGCUU